AUGGUCUUUGGUGGAGGGGCUAAUCUUCCGGUAGCAAUUCGCAUGCUUGACUCGUUAAGAGGCAAGCAACAGAGUUCGCCCUGGUUCGAUAGUCUCUCCACAUCGUUGAUCGCAAUGAACAUUAACUCGUCGGUUUUAUUCGGAUCACCACUGGGUCUCUCUUCUCGUUUCAGAGCCAGCUCAGACGCACUCUCACAUCCCACUUGGCUCUUCAGUAGUCAGUUACUGGCAUACGCUAGGAAAGAAUGAUGAACAACGCACGAAGAGCUUUGAUAGCAUGGUGCAAGCCAGAUUUACUUGGAAUGGAAAUAUUCGUACAGCCAUUACAUCAGGGAUGAAGACAAAGAAUAUGAACUCGAAACACUCUAAAGCAAUUCUAUCACACAUAAGCAUUACCUAUCACUUUUUUUGUUCCAAUAUGUUCUCAUUAUCACCGCACUAAUUAGAAAAAUUUCCAUUUUUAUAUCCCAUUUCACUAUGGUGCUCUUGUUUAUUUGUUUACACUCCUAUAACUGAAGAUCCGAGGCCGUUAUUAUUAUUAUUUAUUAUUCAUACCUUGAGGUAAAUCCUACUUGCAGGUAGUUUUAUCACUCAUUAUCAUAUAGUUUUAUCACUGAUAACGACUGAUAAAACUACCUGGAAGUAGGAUUUAUCUCAAGGUAUCAAUGGUGAAUACGGCCUCUCAAUUCACUUAGCCACUAUUAUACUCCCAUUCCAUUUAUUAUGGUGCUCUUGCUUCAAUUUGUUUGCACUCCUAUGACUUGAAGAUCUGAAUUCACCUAUUUUCUGU
Molecule: messenger RNA, 790 nt
Organism: Cylicocyclus nassatus
Lineage: Eukaryota; Metazoa; Nematoda; Chromadorea; Rhabditida; Strongylidae
Source: the annotation of a GenBank genome assembly